Dendronephthya gigantea is the source of this 1231-nucleotide messenger RNA. Its product is annotated as WW domain-binding protein 4-like. Gene Ontology annotation, cellular component: nucleus; precatalytic spliceosome. The record is from RefSeq and is a predicted model, not a curated record. The coding region runs from base 132 to 956 and encodes 274 amino acids. The transcript has 10 exons. Gene Ontology annotation, biological process: mRNA splicing, via spliceosome. NCBI's taxonomy places the organism in Eukaryota, Metazoa, Cnidaria, Anthozoa, Malacalcyonacea, Nephtheidae. Gene Ontology annotation, molecular function: protein binding; RNA binding; zinc ion binding.
GUCAUGUACCAAUUUUGAAUCCCAAUUUCACGUUCUUUUGUAUCGAAGAGAUUUUAGUCAAUCACAGUGUUUGAAAUAUUGGUGCGUCUAAUUUGAUAUUUUGGAUGAUUUAUUUGCUGUCAUAAUUCAAAAUGGCGGAAUACUGGAAAUCUCAGCCAAAGAAGUUUUGCGAUUUCUGUAAAUGUUGGAUAGCAGAUAACAAAGCGAGUGUUGAUUUUCAUGAAAAAGGGAAAAAGCAUCAGGAGAAUGUCAAACUGAGAAUUCAGGAGGUAAAAAAGAAGGGAUCAGAACGUCGUCAGCAGCAAGAACAAUUAAACGAUGAUUUGGCAGCCAUAGAGGAGGCUGCAUUAAAAGCAUACAAGAAAGAUAUUGGUUAUUCAAGCCAAUCCAAAAGCAAAAAAUUACAAAGCGAAACUCUACCUAAAGAAGAGCUUCAAACAAAAGACGUUUCUAGUUCAGACAAUAUUGGUUUUUCUGAUCCUGGUGCUGGGAAUGAUGUUUGGAAUGCAUACCAAACACCAGAAGGAUACUGGUAUUAUUACAAUAACCAAACUGGAGAGUCCAGAUGGGAUCCUCCAGAGGGUUUUUCAUUUCCCAUUCAGCAAAAUCAGCAGGCGUUUAGCAACAAUGAACAGAGUUCAAGUAAACAAAAUGAGGAAAUAAAAGUAAUGAAAGAUGCAUCUAACCAGAAUAAAGAAGAAGACAACGAACGCAAAGAUCCAUUUGGGAAGUGGGAAACUGUUGCUGUUUACGAAAGGAAUGAUGAUGCAGAUGCGAAAGAAGCAAUCUCUGAGAUAAAUGAUAAACAAGACAAAGUACCUGCUGUAAAAUUUAAAGAAAAACAGUUACCUGUCACUAAGAAAAAUGACAUGAAUGAUACAAACAUUACUUUUAAAAAGAGAAAAGGUAACCAAGACAAAAAACGAAGUAUAAGACAGAGGACUGAUGAUUCUUAGAUUAUCCAGCAGUAUCACUGUUCUGCUGUACUUGAAGAGUUGUUUAACAUGCAACAUCUGAGUUACACGGUAAUCUAAAGCAAUUUAAUAUUACGACAAGUGCAUAGUGGAUGUAAACUAAUAAUGGCAGAUGUGAACGAUUUGGAUUUUUUUUCACUAUAGUAGCAGGAUUCUCGACCUCGAAAUGUAUUACAUUUCUCUAAAUAUAAAACUGUUAACUUUAAAACUAAGAAACUUCUUCGAUACUGCGCUCCCUACCCGGAAAAGUAUUUAUA